AUGGGGAAAUUUAUUAUUUGUUUUUUGUUGUGUUCAAUGUUUUUUUGUUAUGUUAAUUGCAUUGAACCUCCAAUAGAUGAAUAUAAUUGUUUCCUAAAUUUUAUUACAAAAAUAAACCUUUUUUCAUUAUUUCCAAAAACCAAUGCCACUCACUAUGAUUUUUGCACAGGAUAUAUAAAGUGUGAUGGAGUUACUGGAACAAUAAAAGAUGUAACUAUUUUAAACACUUUAAAAAGUGGAUAUAAUAACCAAUCGAUUUUAGCAACAGACUUAGUGUGCCUUCCUAAUUUAAAUAGAAUAAAUCUCCAAAAUCUAAAUAUAUCUAAACAGCUUGUUUUUUAUGAAUUCCCACAAAAAAUUGGUCAAGUAACAUAUAAUUAUGGAGACUAUGAGUGUAGUCCAAUUGAUCAAAAACUACCUGAAAUUCCAUCUUUUUAUUUUUAUUGUAAAUCCAUUUCUGGAACAACAUUUAAAAUCUCAUACAUAACAAAACAGACAAUCUUUUAUUUUGGAGAUAGUUUUGUACAUUUCGAAAAUGAUGUUCUUGAGACUCAUAAUAUCUCAAUGGUUUCAUUUACAGCAUAUUCGUUAAACUUUGCUGACUUUUCAAAUUUUAAAGGUUUGGGAUUUUUCAAGAUGACUUUCAAUCAAGAUUUUAUUAUUUCAUCAAUACAAAACUAUUCAACCAUUAAAUCAAAUUCCAUACAAAUUGAGCACGACACAGAUUUUCCCUAUCCAUUUUAUAUACCAAUAAAUAAUUUCACUCAAAGAUUAUCAGUAUAUGCACGUUUUGAAAAACCAAGUUCAAUGAUAGAUCUCUCAAGUUUAGUUUAUUCGGAUUUAUCUCUUUCGGGAGUAGGCGACAAGUUUAAUUUUAAUGGUGAGAUUCCGAUAAUUCCACCACCUGGUUGCAAUUUUAUAAUAAUGCAUGGUGGCUUUACUUCUUUUCAGUCAAACUUUUCAAUAUCCUUGCCAUCCUAUUCAGGUAAAAAUACAAUGUUUUCAAUGAUAAACAAUAACUUGAUUGGAACAAUUGAUGAAUCUUGGUGCAAUGUCAAUUUGAUAAUUUAUAAUAAUAAAUUAACAGGAAAAAUACCUACAUGUUUUACUUGUUAUUUUUCGGAUCCUGCGGUUUAUACUUCUUUUUCUGGUAACCAAUUUACAAACUACAACCAAUCAAUUGGGUGUUCUGAAUUUGCACCAAGAUUUGAAUUGAUGGAUUUUUCAACUAAAACUUUCCGUGUAACAGGUAUUAAUAUAGGCUUUACUCCUAUGAAUUGGUUAUUAAACUCAGUUUACUUUCCUUAUAGUUUCCAAGAUAUCUCAACGGGAUAUGAAUAUGUUGUGUCGUAUUUAUUUUCAAUAAUACCUAAUCCAAAAUACUUUAAUGUUACAUUUGCUCAUCCAGAACCAUCACAAACAAUAUACUUCCCUCUUGGUGAUCAAUUACCAAAUCCAACCGGUAUUAAAAUAACAUCAAAUCAAUUAUUAAUUACAGGUGAAUUAUUUUCAAGUUAUAUGGGUUACUCAAAUCAAUCAGUCCAAUUUGAAGAAUCAUCUACUAAUUGUACAAUAAAAUAUGGUAAUUUCUUUAAUAUAACUUGUGAAUUUGUACCAUCAUCUAUUUCUACCUUAACAUACCCAACAAUCAUUAAACUUAAAAAUGAUAAUUUAAUAAGAAGAGUUAUUGUCAAUCCAUUAAUUGGACAACUAAAUCAAAUUCCAUGUCCAAAUAAUUGCGAUGAUCUUAAUAAUAGUAUUUGUGAUCUUAAUCAAGGUAUUUGUAUCAGUUGUGUAGAUGAUUGUGGAAUAUUCGGUGAAUGUAAUUUUCGAACCAGAACCUGUGAUUGUGAUUCAAAUCAUCAAGGUCCAAAUUGUUCUAUACCAUUUAUACAAUGUCCAACAGGUUUAAAUUCUUUAAUUUGUAGUAGUGUAGAUUAUAAUAUGUGUAACAAUAAAACUGGUGUUUGUACUUGUUCUCCAAAUCAACAAGGUCAAGAUUGUUCAUUACCAUUUAAACAAUGCCCAGUUGGUUUGUAUUCGUUAAUAUGCAGUGGAGGUAAUAACAAUUGUAACAAUCAAACAGGUAUUUGUUAUUGUGAUAGUAAAUUUAUAAAUGAUGAUUGUUCAAAACCAAAUCAAUAUAUAUCAUCUGUUUCACCAUCAACCUCAAAUGGAGGUGAAGCAUCAUUUUUUGGUUGGUUUGGAGAUAUUCAUUCAAAUCCAUCAUUAUUAAUUGGAAAUCAACAAUGUCAACCAAUUACAUAUAAUUCUUCAAUCGAAAUUAGAUGUAUUGCACCACCAGGUAAUGGAGUAUAUGAUAUUACUUUUAAUCAAAAUGAUAUCAUGUAUCAAUUAAGAAAUGGUUACAGCUAUCUUGAAAUUUUUAAAAAAUGUCCCAACAAUUGUACAAAUUCAAAUCAAGGAAAUUGUAAUACUUCAAAUGGAGAAUGUAAUUGUAUAAACAAUUAUUACUCAUUCGAUUGUAGUUUAAAAAGAAAUAAUAAUACAGGUGGUAACAAUGGUGGUAAUCCAUCAAUCGAUCCAUCAACAGGUGGGACUAAUAUUACUGAUAAUCAAGUAAAUUUCCAAAUUUAUUUUAAAAAUUUAUUUGAAAUCGAUUUCAACGGUAAUAUUGUAAAUCAAUAUUCAUUACAAAGUAAUUGGACUCUCAAUAAGACUAAAGAUUCACAAGAAAAUAAUAUUUAUAAAUUAACACAAAUCAUUGAAAUAUCAUGUGAAAUUGUAACAUUGAUCGAAGAAAUCUCAACAUCUAAACAAUAUUCAUUUGCAGGCUCAACAUUCACAUUAGAUGCUGGUUCAAUUAAAUUAACAAUUUCAAUAUCAAAUUAUAUUUAUAAAAGCAGUUUAAAUACAUUACAACUUCAAUUAAUAUCAUCAGUAGAUAACGAAAAUGAAGAAUCAGAUUGUAAUAUUAAACAAGUUUCAACAAAUGAAACCAAUACAUCCUCAUUUAAAUAUAUUAAAAUUUCAAAAGAUAAUAGAGUCCUUCAAGGUAGAUUCAUUAAUCAAAUACUAUCAGAUGGAAGACCAACAUAUUUGUCAACUGAUAUUAAAAGUGAUGGUAAUUCAGUAAUUGCAACAUUAAAUCUACCACAUUUUGUAAAUCAAUCAAUUAUCGAUCCAGACUUUUCAGUUUUACUUGAAAAUGAUUUUAAAUCUGAGUGUGAUACUUACAACUCUCGUAAAUGGUUAAUACCAGUUGCUGUGGCAGUUCCAAUCUUUGGUGUUUGUUGUAUUGGAGUGAUUAUAUAUUAUUUUUAUAGAAAACAUUUUAUUGAAAUACCACUAAAAAUAAAAUUAGGAAUUAUUGGGAAUAAAAUAAAAUAA
Dictyostelium discoideum AX4 is the source of this 3351-nucleotide messenger RNA. RefSeq lists its product as hypothetical. The coding region runs from base 1 to 3351 and encodes 1116 amino acids. NCBI's taxonomy places the organism in Eukaryota, Evosea, Eumycetozoa, Dictyosteliales, Dictyosteliaceae. The record is from RefSeq and is a predicted model, not a curated record. The transcript is spliced from 6 exons.